GUUGUCCUUCUGGCGUCGAAUGAGCUCUCCUGGACGGCUCGUUUGGAUGGAACUGUUUUUUUUUCUUUCUUGUCGGGCUUUCAGUGUGUAAAGAGUGCUCAAGAUUUGGGAUACAAAUCGAGUCACUGUUACAAGCUGGUUUUUAGGAGCAUUUUAAAUAGCGACCGUUCAAUCCGCUUCGUUGUAGAGUUGUUUGUUUUCUUUGUCCCGCUCCCUUUUCAAUCCAAUUCCCCCCCAUUGUGGAAAACGACGACGACAAGAUGGCCCUCGUCAGCGUUCUAAAUCGCACAAUGCUGGACCUGACGGACUUGACAGGCUUGCCCCAGGAUAAGCUCUACAUGUACGGCGGCCUCUUUGUGUUCAUGUUUGUUUUGUUGCUUGUGAACCGCCAGUCUGACGGAGUCGCUGCCAAGAAGAACCUGCCCCCAGCGGUUCCUCACACUGUUCCCCUCCUGGGCAACGCCGUACCCUACGGAAUGGCCCCUGUGGAGUUUCUCCAAGACUGCAUGAAAAAGUAUGGCGACUGCUUCACCUUUAUCAUGAUGGGCCGCAAGAUGACGUUCUGCCUCGGCCCAGACGGAAACCACUUUGUGUUCAACGUUAAGCUCGCCAACGCCAUCGCUGAAGGCGCAUAUGAUAAAUUGACUGUCCCAGUAUUUGGUACAGAGGUCGUAUAUGAUGUCCAGAAUGCUGUCUUUAUGGAGCAGAAAAAGUUCGUAAAGGAUGCCCUUACCACAACUGCUUUCAAAUCCUACGUCCCAAUCCUCACUCAAGAGGCAACUGAUUUCUUCCGCGAAUGGGCUGACGAAGGCUCACGCUUCGAUCUCUUCCCCCAAAUGUCGGAAUUGACCAUCCGUACUGCUUCUCACUGCCUUAUGGGCAAAGAAAUCCGGGAGCAGCUCCACUCUAACGUUGCCAAGCUCUACCACGACCUUGAUCAAGGUUUCCAACCUAUCAACGUUUUCUUCAAGUGGCUGCCGCUCCCUGCCUACUUUGCCCGUGACAAGGCCCACAAAAUCAUGACGGAUACUUUCUUGAAAAUUCUUGAAAACCGAAGGGCAAAGAGUGACUUUGAUAACAAGGAUGUUCUGCAGAGUUUGAUGGAUUCAGAGUACCGGGAUGGUUCAAAGAUGUCGGAUCAAGCAAUUGCACACAUGAUGAUUGCUGCGCUAAUGGCUGGCCAGCACACGAGUUCCACGACGGUUUCCUGGGUCAUAUUUGAACUAGCAAACAACCCCCACGUGAUUGUGGACCUACUCAAAGAACAGGCCGAAGUCCUCACCGGGGACGCUACCACACCACCACACCAACUCCCUGCCCUCAGUUAUGAUGCCUUGCGCAACCUCCCCCUUUUGGAAGCUGUGCUAAAGGAAACCCUCCGACUUCACCCACCAAUCCACACCGUCAUGCGUCUCGUUGUCAAGGACAUUGAAUACAAGGGCUACACCAUCCCCGCAGGCCACUUCCUCUGCGGGUCCCAAGCCGUUUCCCAAAUGGACCCAGUCCGAUUCCCUAACCCUAAGAAAUUCGAUCCCACCCGCUUCCUCAACUCUGAUGAAGGAAACGGAGAAUGGACCAUCAAUGGUGUUGAUAUUGCCCAGAAAAGCGCUAGAUCAAAUUUCUUGCCUUUUGGUGCUGGACGGCAUAGAUGCAUUGGCGAGGCCUUUGCCUACGUUCAGAUCAAGACUAUCAUUGCCCUCUUUUUGAGAGAGUUUGAGGUUGAUCUGAUGCGAGACGCAAAAGGAGAACGGAUUUUCCCUGCAAUGGAUUACACGUCAUUGAUUGUCAUGCCCAAGAAACCAGCCUACAUUCAAUACAAGAGGAGAAAGGAGUUUAGAAAGUAAGAUGUACAGGGAAAGAAUUCGGAUACAUAAUAUAAUUUUGUUGUUUCAAUAAAGAAGAACGUUUGCCCA
Messenger RNA from Spizellomyces punctatus DAOM BR117, 1913 nucleotides. RefSeq lists its product as uncharacterized. The coding region runs from base 261 to 1844 and encodes 527 amino acids. The transcript is spliced from 5 exons. Gene Ontology annotation, biological process: ergosterol biosynthetic process. The record is from RefSeq and is a predicted model, not a curated record. NCBI's taxonomy places the organism in Eukaryota, Fungi, Chytridiomycota, Chytridiomycetes, Spizellomycetales, Spizellomycetaceae. Gene Ontology annotation, molecular function: monooxygenase activity; heme binding; oxidoreductase activity, acting on paired donors, with incorporation or reduction of molecular oxygen.